This is a messenger RNA of Staurois parvus, 341 nucleotides long. Lineage: Eukaryota; Metazoa; Chordata; Amphibia; Anura; Ranidae. The record is from the annotation of a GenBank genome assembly.
AUGGUUUCUGGGCUGUACUACGGGUACAAACAACAAUUAACAUACACACAUGUGGUAUCCCUGCGAUCGUCAGGAGCAGGAGAAAUUAUUUUGGGUUGUCCUUUGGUGGUAGGAUAUGGUAGUAGCAAGAAAUAUACAGAUACAUUUAAAAAAAUAAUUUUUUUACUAUUUUGGGACAGUUUUCCUUUGGUAAUGAAAAAAAAAAAUAAAUCCAUUACCAUUUACCACCAAAUGAAUUUGUCCUGAAAAAAAUUGCGGUAUAAUCCACCUGAAUGCACAAAGUAGUUGUGAUGAUAUGGAUGGUUUUGCUAAAACAUGUCAAAGUUGCAAAAUUGUGCUUA